AUGAUCGAGCUUCGACAAAUUGGUCCCGACGAAUGGGAGAUAUGGAAACAUCAAAGAUUGGCGGCACUUAAGAUAGCACCCUACGCUUUCUCAUCAAAGCUCGCAGACUGGGAGAACGCCCCUGAGCAACGGUGGCGCGACCGGCUUAGCAUGCCCGGUGGCUACCAAGUAGUUGCUUCUCUCCAAGACACGAUAGUGGGCAUGGCUGGGGGGAUUCUACUCUCUGAGUCUGAGGCUGCAGAGCUUGUAUCUAUGUGGGUAACUCCCUCUGCGCGGGGUCGUGGUGUUGGGGAUACUCUAGUGGCUGCUAUUGAGGAAUGGGCCUACGGCAUUGGUGUCACCACUCUCAAACUCUCUGUGGUAGAGACUAAUUUUGCAGCACGCAAGCUAUACUUCCGGAAUGGUUUUGUUGACGUUGAGCUUGGAAGUAGUGAUAUUGAGAUCGAUGAUAUGUGCCGUGAACGCCUUAUGGUAAAGCAAAAGCAAUAG
Molecule: messenger RNA, 489 nt
Organism: Penicillium coprophilum
Lineage: Eukaryota; Fungi; Ascomycota; Eurotiomycetes; Eurotiales; Aspergillaceae
Product: GNAT family N-acetyltransferase
Exons: 1
Coding region: 1-489 (162 amino acids)
Molecular function (GO): acyltransferase activity, transferring groups other than amino-acyl groups
Source: RefSeq, a predicted model, not a curated record